AUGCAGGCGCGAAACCUACAUGCUGGCUCGUCUCACCGUCUCAAGCUUCUCGAGGAGGCCCGCGAGCAUUACAACUUGGCUUCUCAAGAAUCCAAGGCUGCCGAUGAACAACCUCUGCAGACUAUCUUACGGCCCGCGUCGCCUUCUUCCGGCCUCCCCUCGCCCAUCGAAUCCUGUCUCUCACACGAGUCCGCUUCCACAAGAAUGUCGUCUCCCACGCCUUCGGCAAUCUCCAAUAAGCAGACUCCCAUCAAAAGGAAGAAAAAAGUUGCUUUUGCUGACGAGCUGGAAUAUUGUCCUGGCGUUCGGCCAGAUUCGCCAACUCUCGGCUUCUCAGAUCCAGGCAGUGGACGCUCAUCACCGUGUCACGACAUCCCUCUUGAUCCUCUACCACCUUCUGUACAAAGCAUGCCUGAUACCUGUCCAAUGUUCUCCCCGCCGUCAAGUGUAAACGGAGACGAGACUCCGCAGGAGAUACCCGAUGAAGAGCUUCCCAAGUCAGAAGCACGAGAAUCCCUCGAGAGUUACUGCACAAUCUUGUCCAGUAUCCAGCGCCAAAUAUCAUCUCAUAUCGUUGCUAUUGACAAAGAGAUUGCAAUUGCUCUGACGUCCAAAUCAUGCGUGCCAGCCGAUGAGGAGAUGCGCGCCCUGGAACUUCGCUCUCGGAUCGAGAGACUGCGCGCUAAUGGCUGGCAACGCAAGCGUUUCGAUGUGAAGCGCUACGAGGAGUUUCGCGAGCAAGUAACGGCCGACAUGGUCAUUUGA
Beauveria bassiana ARSEF 2860 is the source of this 765-nucleotide messenger RNA. RefSeq lists its product as uncharacterized. The coding region runs from base 1 to 765 and encodes 254 amino acids. The record is from RefSeq and is a predicted model, not a curated record. Lineage: Eukaryota; Fungi; Ascomycota; Sordariomycetes; Hypocreales; Cordycipitaceae. The transcript has a single exon.